AUGGCAAAAAUGGCUUCUAGGUUUAUCACCAGAGAAAACAGAAGUCCUAUGGGUUUGAAGUUUGAGGAAAUGCAAGAAAAGUUUGGGGAGGAAUUCUUCAAUAUCUGCUUUGAUGAGAAUGAAAGAGUUCUUCGAGCUGUAGGUGGGACCCUUCAAGACUUCUUCAAUGGCUUUGAUGCUUUGCUGGAGCACAUUAGAACUUCAUUUGGAAGACAGGCCACUCUGGAAUCCCCUUCUUUCCUAUGCAAAGAGCUCCCUGGAGGCAAUCUCAUGCUUCAUUACUUUCACCCACAUCAGAUUGUGGGUUUUGCAAUGAUAGGUAUGAUAAAGGCAGCAGCAAAGAAGAUUUACCGCUUGGAAGUGGAAGUAGAACAGGUCAGUAAUGAUAAGUUGUGUUCAGAGGAGACGAACCCAGGUAACUGCAGUUGUCUGACUUUCCUUAUUAAAGAACAUGAAAAUGCAAAUAUCACAAAAGCACUUCCACCAGGAACUUCCCAGUCCCCCUUAGACCUGAGGAUUAGCAUCAACACCUUCUGCAGAGCUUUCCCUUUUCACCUGAUGUUUGAUCCAAACAUGCUGGUUCUCCAGCUUGGAGAAGGUCUUAGGAAGCAGCUCAGAUGUGACACUCAUAAAACUCUGAAAUUCCAAGAUUGCUUCGACAUAGUUUCUCCUAAAAUCAGUGCCACAUUUGAACGAGUUCUCCUGAGGUUAUCUACUCCCUUCGUCAUUCGGACCAAACUUGAGGAUUCUGGCUCUGAAAAUAAAGAUAAG
Messenger RNA from Antrostomus carolinensis (chuck-will's-widow), 771 nucleotides. Its product is annotated as guanylate cyclase soluble subunit alpha-2-like. The annotation marks the transcript as partial. Gene Ontology annotation, molecular function: heme binding; guanylate cyclase activity. The record is from RefSeq and is a predicted model, not a curated record. Gene Ontology annotation, biological process: response to oxygen levels; cGMP biosynthetic process. The transcript has 2 exons. NCBI's taxonomy places the organism in Eukaryota, Metazoa, Chordata, Aves, Caprimulgiformes, Caprimulgidae. Gene Ontology annotation, cellular component: guanylate cyclase complex, soluble.